AUGGAUCCCGCAAAGCCUGUCGAUCUGCCCGAGAGGCCUAAGGAAGAGGCCGCUGUGCCCGACCCUAACAAGAAGUCGAAGAGCCAGGAGAAGAAAGAAGCUGCCGCGGCCCGCAAGGCGGCCCUCAAACUGGCCAAGCAGAAUGAGCCCAAGGUCAAGGGCGAGUCCAAGCCAGCACCCAAGGCCAAGGAGGCCCCUGCUCCUCGGGAUCCCAAUGCCAUGUUCAAGGUGGGCUUCCUGUCCGACGUAUACCAGGAAAAGCCCCUCUCCGAGACCGUUCCCAAGAUCCGCACGCGAUUCCCUCCCGAGCCCAAUGGAUUCCUCCACAUUGGACACAGUAAGGCCAUUGCGAUCAACUUUGGAUUCGCCAAGCACCACGGCGGUGAGUGUAUCUUGCGUUUCGACGACACCAACCCGGAAGGCGAGGAGGAGCGAUUCUACAAUGCCAUCCGUGAGAUCGUGACAUGGCUCGGGUUCACUCCUGUGCGCGAGACCUGCGCCAGUGACAACUUUGAGCGUCUCUACGAGCUCGCGGAGGACCUCAUCCAGCGUGAUGGUGCUUAUAUCUGCCACUGUACCAAGGCCGAGAUCAAGGCUCAGCGUGGUGAGAUGGAAGGCGGCCAGCGCGGUGGCGAGCGAUUCGCAUGCAGUCACCGCACACGUCCAAUCGAAGAGUCUCUCGCCGAGUUCCGCGCUAUGCGGGAUGGCAAGUACAAGGCUGGCGAGGCCGCCCUCCGCAUGAAGCAGGAUAUCACAGACCCCAACCCUCAGAUGUGGGAUCUGUUCGCCUGGCGCAUCAUGGACAGCGAGGACAAGCAGCACCACCGCACUGGUGGCAAGUGGAAGAUCUACCCGACCUACGAUUUUGCACACUGUCUGUGCGAUAGCAUCGAGGAGAUCUCCCACUCCCUCUGCACCACCGAGUUCGAGCUUUCCCGCGUCUCCUACGACUGGCUCUGCGACAAGCUCGAGGUCUACCGCCCCAACCAGCGUGAGUACGGCCGUCUCAACAUUACCGGAACCGUUCUUUCCAAGCGCAAGAUCAUUCAGCUUGUCAAGGAAGGCCAUGUCCGCGACUGGGAUGAUCCCCGUCUGUACACUCUGAUUGCGCUCCGCCGCCGUGGUGUUCCCCCCGGCGCCAUUCUCGCCUUCGUCAACGACCUCGGCGUGACCAAGAACGUCACCAACGUUCAGGUCACCAAGUUCGAGUCCAUCGUCCGCCAGUACCUCGAGACCACCGUCCCCCGUCUGAUGGUUGUCCUCGAGCCUCUGAAGGUCAUCAUCGACGACCUCCCUGACGACCACCUCGAGCUCCUGGACUGCCCCUUCUCCAAGGAUCCCGCUUUCGGCACCCACAACAUCCCCUUCACUAAGACCGUCUACAUCGAGCGCUCGGAUUUCCGCGCCGUCGACUCUCCCGAUUACUUCCGUCUCGCCCCCGGCAAGACAGUCGGUCUCCUCAAAGCCCCUUACCCCAUCACCGCGACCUCUUUCGAGACCGACGCCUCCGGCGAAGUCACAUGCGUGCACGCCAAGUACGAGAAGCCCGUCGAAGGCGAGGCCGUCAAGAAGCCCAAGUCUUUCAUUCACUGGGUCGGCGAGUCCGCCGAACACAAGAGCCCUGUCCGUGCCGAGAUCCGCGCCUUCAACUCUCUCUUCAAGUCCGAAGACCCAUCCGCUCACCCCGCUGGAUUCCUCGCCGACAUCAACCCUGACUCCGAGGAGAUCUACAAGGAUGCCAUGGUUGAGACUGGAUUCCGGGAUAUCUCCGCCUCGGCGCCUUGGCCAAAGGAGGAGGGUGCCGUUGAGGAGGGCGGCAAGGAGGCUAACAAGCAUUCUAUCCGAUUCCAGGGUAUGCGUGUUGCGUACUUCGCUGUUGAUCGGGAGUCGACUGAUGAGAAGCUUGUGCUCAACCGUAUCGUUACUCUCAAGGAAGAGAAGGGCAAGAACUAA
Molecule: messenger RNA, 1953 nt
Organism: Penicillium olsonii
Lineage: Eukaryota; Fungi; Ascomycota; Eurotiomycetes; Eurotiales; Aspergillaceae
Source: the annotation of a GenBank genome assembly